This is a messenger RNA of Aspergillus puulaauensis, 372 nucleotides long. RefSeq lists its product as uncharacterized. Lineage: Eukaryota; Fungi; Ascomycota; Eurotiomycetes; Eurotiales; Aspergillaceae. The transcript has a single exon. Bases 1 to 372 code for a protein of 123 amino acids. The record is from RefSeq and is a predicted model, not a curated record.
AUGAAGUUCAUCACCUCCACCGCCGUUGCCCUCCUGGCCGCCUCCGCCUCGGCCCUCACCAUCCGCAGCGAAGGCUCGCGCACUGUCGUCUUCACCAACGAGCAGAGCGGCCACGGCCAGGCCGCCGACAUCCCAACCAACAACCACCCCGUCUCCGUCAAGGCCAGCUACCCCGAGCUGUUCAACCCCUUCCACGUCGACUCCGUCAUGAUCACCGGCGGCGUCGUCGAGAGCGCCAACUGCAAGGUCUCCGGCAAGAACGACAACGGCCACUGGAUCCAGGUCCUCGAGGUCAACGGCCGCAAGAACUACGCCAAGUUCCCCCAGGACACCGGUGUCAACCCCCACUCUCUGAGCAUCUCGUGCGUUUAG